Molecule: messenger RNA, 96 nt
Organism: Peronospora matthiolae
Lineage: Eukaryota; Oomycota; Peronosporomycetes; Peronosporales; Peronosporaceae
Source: the annotation of a GenBank genome assembly
AUGAAGAAUGAGUUCUCGGUUAAUAGUGAUGACGUUGAGGAAGUGUGUGUUAGGAUCGAGACUGUGUUGCUUUCGGGUGAUGUGAUUUUGGUCUAG